AUGGAAACACUGCGAAACCUGGAGAGCUGGAUCUUGAUUAAAGUGAACGAGGAGCGAAAUAAGAAAAAGACCCAACUCCUAAACAAAAUGUGUACUCUAAGACAAGCACAAUCAACGACACCCGGACCGUCAUCCGUCCACAACCUGUCAUCCAAACAGCUGACAGAGGACCAAGUUAAAGUUCUUCAACGUGAAUCCAGUUACAACACAGGAGACGCACAGCCAGUGGACUUCAUCGCUGCAAUAGAAGCGACACUCUCAAAAACUGAUACCACGGAGGACUCAAAGAACGCGAUUCGCCAACGAGUCGCGUCCCUCAUCAUGUCCCACAGACCUCGCCGAACCAUCCCGCCGGCAGAGGUAAAGGCCAUCAAGGAACUAAAGAGGGACGAAGAAAUUGUCAUUGUUCCAUCAGACAAAGGGCGGGCAAUCGUAGUGCUAGACAAGUCGGAGUACGUUACCAAAGCGCAGCAGCUACUAAAUGACGAACAAUCGUAUAAAGUCAUCGACUCCGACCCCAUGAAAGCACUGGUAGGCCAAAUCAACAAGAGCCUGAACCAGAUGAGGAAAGAAAAGGCAAUAUCAGAAAAGGAUUGGAGACAAAUGAAACCCCAAGAUGCUGCCCUAGCGCACUUUUAUGGUUUGCCGAAAAUCCACAAGCCAAAUGUCCCCCUACGGCCCAUUGUGGCGCUGAAAGGCACGCCUACAUACGGACUGGCUAAAUGGCUUGCCAAGCAUUUGAAGAAGCUGACGGACGGCUCAGAACACACAGCUGUAUCGUCAACACACUUCCUGGAAAGACUAAAAGACGUCACAAUAGCCCCCGACGAAAUAAUGGUAUCUUUUGACGUCGUCUCUCUAUUCACCUCCAUCCCUAAAGAAUUGGCCAUGAGAGCUGUCGAUGACCUACUGAAGAAAAGGUACGACGAAGAAGGAAAACCUUUUAAGAGGAGGCACGCGAUGGAACUACUGGACUACUGUUUGCACACGUACUUCACGUUUAACGGCCAAAUUUACGAGCAAAUCCAAGGAGCCCCAAUGGGGUCCCCAAUCUCCGGCUACCUGGCUGAGGCGGUCUUGCAGGAACUGGAAACGCGGGUCUUCCAGACAUACAAGCCGAAAUUCUGGAUGCGCUACGUAGACGACACCUUUGUCAUCUUACACCGAGACGCGAAAGACAACUUUAAAAGAGAAUUGGACUCAGUUUUUCCACAAAUCCAAUUUACCAUGGAGGAAGAAAAUAACGGAGUGCUCCCUUUCCUCGACGUCCAGGUAUCGAGGCAGGAAGACGGAACCCUCCAGACUGGUGUCUUUCGAAAGGCGACAGACACGGAGAAAAUUCUUCAUUACAACAGCAAUCACCCCCUGUCGCAUAAGCGCAGUUGUGUCCGGACCCUUUUCGCCGCAUCCACACACACUGCAGCACAGAAGCCGAGAAGCUGCGGGAGCGUAAAACCCUAUGGCGCCUCUUUCUUGCCAAUGGAUAUCCACGCAGUUUUGUGA
Spirometra erinaceieuropaei is the source of this 1503-nucleotide messenger RNA. Lineage: Eukaryota; Metazoa; Platyhelminthes; Cestoda; Diphyllobothriidea; Diphyllobothriidae. The record is from the annotation of a GenBank genome assembly.